This is a messenger RNA of Nothobranchius furzeri (turquoise killifish), 1281 nucleotides long. It is a transcript of the gene naxe, whose product is annotated as NAD(P)HX epimerase. NCBI's taxonomy places the organism in Eukaryota, Metazoa, Chordata, Actinopteri, Cyprinodontiformes, Nothobranchiidae. Gene Ontology annotation, cellular component: mitochondrion. The record is from RefSeq and is a predicted model, not a curated record. Gene Ontology annotation, molecular function: NAD(P)HX epimerase activity.
UCUUAUUUUGAAAUGACACUGACGCUUUAUUUUGUAGUGUUGAACCCGGAACUAGCUGCUCCUCAUCAAACUCGUAUUUCUCGUCUAAGUUUUGAAUCGUUUCUCCAGUAAAAGCCAGCAGAGCCGUCUCUGUCCUUCUGGAUCUUCUGGAUGCGGAACCUGCGGGCUCUGCUCGGGAUCGGCUUCCUGGUGAGCUCGCGAGCUGCAGCAACCGUCCCUCAGACGUGUUCGCUGUCCUCCUCAGCUAACCGCCACAACGAGGCCUGUUCCGGCAGCAGAUCGGCGUCCACGAUGGCCCAGACCAUCAAAUAUCUCGGACAGGAGGAGGCCCAGAAGGUUGAUGAGGAGCUCUUCAGCGAGUAUGGCUUCAGCGUGGAUCAGCUGAUGGAGCUGGCUGGACUGAGCUGUGCCACUGCCAUCACACGGGCGUACCCGCUGGCCUCGCUGCGUAAAGCCCGACCGGCGCUGCUGGUGGUCUGUGGACCAGGGAACAACGGGGGCGACGGGCUGGUCUGCGCCAGGCAUCUCCGACUAUUUGGAUACGAGCCCACCAUCCUUUACCCGAAGAGACCCAACAAACCUCUGUUCCAGGGUCUGACCACCCAGUGUGAGAAGAUGGAGAUCCCCUUCCUGACGGAGAUGCCGGAGGCUGAAGUGAUCGAUGAAGCCUACAACCUGGUGAUCGACGCCAUCUUUGGCUUCAGCUUUAAAGGUUCUGUACGAGAACCUUUUGGGUCCAUCCUGGACCAGCUGAAGAAGACCACCAUUCCCAUCGCCAGCAUCGACAUCCCCUCAGGUUGGGACGUGGAGACGGGCAGCGCAGACGGACUCCGACCCGACACACUCGUCUCCCUGACCGCUCCGAAGAAAUCCGCCUCCCUGUUCAGAGGGCGGUACCACUUCCUGGGAGGGCGGUUCGUUCCACCGGGCCUGGAGAGGAAGUACCAGCUCAACCUGCCUCACUACCCCGGAACCGACUGUGUCCUACAGCUGUAAAUGAACAGAAGUUCUGGUCUGGCUCUGUUUAUCAGUCCUGAUCCGGACCAGAACCCCCUGGUCUCUUUCUCCGUCCCAGCUGAUGGACUUCCCUGUAAUCCUUGGGUGGUUCUGGAUCAGAAGUCCUCCAGACUCUGAGGUUUAUCUGGACCUCUCUGGCCCAUUUGGGUUCUGCUAUCUAGAACCGAAUGCUGCUGUGAUCUUUUGUCUCCUCAGCGGGACUUCAGAGGUUUAUUAUGUCGAUGUGGGAUCCCUUCUUCAUCCAAUAAAAACUCAGAUGAUGUU